AAGAAAAUGUAAAUGUGAUAUGUCAAUCUUUGUCCACAACUGAUCUGGAUAAAGACCAUCAGGAUCAAGGAAACUAAUCAGAUAAUCAUGAUUUUUCCAAUUUGGAGUCUUUGUUUUAUCUCGAUUGCUGGAGCUAAAAGUCUUUCUGCUGAAAAGAUCACUCCAUUUUGUGAUGUUGCUCAUUGCAAUUUUCAUAGGAAGAGUCUGCACACAAUUCCACUGGGUCUAUCAAAUGCUGUUUUGGGACUGGACCUGACCUUUAAUAGCAUUGUGCAUAUUGGAGAUGUUGACCUAAAGUUUGCAGUCAAUCUUAGAACACUUUUGCUUCAAUCUAAUUCAAUUCAUACAAUUGACGACCAUGCCUUUGACUUCCUUGGAAAGCUGGAGCAUUUGGAUUUAUCAUGGAAUAACCUGACCUACUUGUCACCGUCUUGGUUCAGAAAUCUUACUUCUUUACAGACUUUAAACAUAAAGGGGAAUUCCUACUUGAAACUCGGCAAAUUUCCAUUAUUUUCUGGCUUACAAAAGCUAAGAUAUCUAUACUUGGGAAACGAUAAAUUCUCUACUUUACAGACAAAAGAUUUUGAAGGAAUUUCAGUUCUUGAAGAACUGGAAAUUGAAGGACAGAGUCUUCAACAAUAUUCACCAGGAACUCUACAAUCUCUUGAGCGCAUAAAUCACAUUAUUUUGAAUGUAACUGUCAACUCCAGAUUGCGUCAGAUUUUAAAUGAUGUUAAAAACUCUGUGGUGUUUCUUGAACUGAGAAAUAUACACCGUAACCUCUCACCCCUUAUCCGUUAUUUCAGAGAGAUUCCAAUGAUUGCUCAAAAGCUUGGAUUUAGAGAUAGUGAAUUUUUAGAAAAUGAAGUUUUUCCCUUAAUGGAAGCAUUAUCUGAUAUGAGCCAGCUACAAGAGUUAGAAAUUAUAGAUAGCACUUUACAAGGCACUGGGCAUUUCUAUACUAGUCGGCGUGUUUCCAGUAAUGGACUUAUAAUAACAAUUCGGAAUUUAAAAAUAGAUUCAUUUUACUUAUUUUCAGAUCUUUCAUCCAUGUGGUAUCUUGUAGAGAAUAUUACCAAACUGUCCAUUGAAAAUACAAAAGUUUUUCUAGUGCCUUGCGAUUUUGCAAAAACAUUCCUUUCAUUACAGUAUCUUGAUUUCAAUACAAAUUUGUUACAGGAUAUGUCUUUGGAUCAUUCAUUGUGUCCAGGCAGUUGGCCUAAACUGCAGACUCUCAAUGUUAGUCAGAAUUCUUUGACCCAUAUUGAUAGAACAGCUAGAAGUGUGGCUCAUUUAGUCAGUCUUACUAACCUAGAUAUCAGUCAGAAUAACUUGGAACAAAUGCCAGAAUCGUGUCUUUGGCCAAGAAGCUUGAAAUAUUUAAACAUCUCUGGCUGUAAAGUAGAGAAACUGACAGGUUGCAUCCCUGACUCUUUAGAAAUUCUGGAUGCAAGCAACAAUUUCCUCUAUGAUUUUAAGGUGAGCCUGCCUCAUCUUCAGGAACUUUACCUUAAAAAUAAUAGAUUAAAAGUUCUGCCAGAUGCUGCCUUCAUCCCUCAUGUAAAUGUUUUGACUAUUAGGGAAAACAAUGUAUUCAUGUUCUCUGAGCAGGAACUGGAGACGUUUAGAGAACUGAAGAUGCUGGAUGCCCGUUAUAACAGCUUUCAGUGCAAGUGUGAAUUUGUUUCCUUUGUACAGUCUUAUCCAAGAAGAGAUAAUAUCUUUAUUGGUUGGCCUGAAAAUUACAUCUGUGAUUCUCCAGAUUAUGUAAAAGGGCAGCAAAUCGGAGUUGCCCAGCUACAACUGACUGACUGUCAUUUCACUUCUUUUGUGUCCAUCCUUUGUAUUCUGAUCAUCCUGAUCAUCUUGGUGGCAGCCUUUCUUUGCUACAAGUUUCAUGUCAUCUGGUAUAUCCGCAUGACCUUAGCCUGGCUUAAAGCAAAACGCAAGCCUCAAAGGACCCAUGACCAGGCAGUCUGCUAUGAUGCGUUCAUUUCCUACAGUGAACAAGACUCUGAAUGGGUGGAAAAUGUUAUGGUCCAGAUGUUGGAGCAAGCAAACCCUCCAUUUAAACUGUGUCUUCAUAAAAGAGAUUUUAUGCCUGGCAAAUGGAUUGUAGACAAUAUUAUUGACUCCAUUGAGAAGAGCUCUAAAACCCUUUUUGUGCUUUCGGAUAAUUUUGUACGGAGUGAGUGGUGCAAGUAUGAAUUGGAUUUUUCUCACUUCCGUUUCUUUGAUGAGAAUAAUGACACAGCCAUUUUGGUCCUCCUGGAACCUAUUCCAACAAAAACAAUUCCGGAAAGGUUUUGCAAACUCCGAAAAUUAAUGAAUACCAAAACUUAUCUUGAAUGGCCAAGUGAUAAAGAUCAACAGCAGUUAUUUUGGUUUAAUUUGAAAAUGGCAAUAAAAGCUUAGCUGAGAAGUUGGUAUAAUAGGCCAUUUCCAUUAAUUUUAGCAGCACCUCUGGUGUGAAUAAUUUGUUAUGGUUCAGGAUAUUCAGUCAGGCCAGUCCAUUACCAGGAAGCAAGUAGGCUUCAGAAGUUUGAUUCCUUGAACCCCAGACAUUCAUCAUGUAGUUUGACUGCUUUUCUCUCAGCAGAAAUAUCGGGAACAUGCAACACUAGCUCUGUCCAAAUUUUGCACAUGUAUCUCAACUCUUCAGAUAUUUAUGAGAAAGAAGAAAUCAGCAGGGGAGUGUGGAGCAGCUAAUGUGCUGGAAGAUACAGUUCUAGCAGAGUCUUGAGAACCAAUUGAGAAAGAUUGAAAGAAUUGAUAGAUAACAUUUAUGGAUUGCAUUAAGCCACUUUUUGCUUAACUACGCCAUAUUUAACAAGAUUUUAUCUGAAUUCAUGCAUCAUGCUAAGCUGUAAAUCUUGAUUUACAAAUAA
This is a messenger RNA of Protobothrops mucrosquamatus (brown spotted pit viper), 2888 nucleotides long. It is a transcript of the gene TLR2, whose product is annotated as toll like receptor 2. Gene Ontology annotation, molecular function: triacyl lipopeptide binding; transmembrane signaling receptor activity; protein binding. Bases 88 to 2415 code for a protein of 775 amino acids. The record is from RefSeq and is a predicted model, not a curated record. Gene Ontology annotation, cellular component: membrane. Lineage: Eukaryota; Metazoa; Chordata; Lepidosauria; Squamata; Viperidae. The transcript is spliced from 2 exons. Gene Ontology annotation, biological process: inflammatory response; immune response; toll-like receptor signaling pathway.